Messenger RNA from Polistes dominula (European paper wasp), 1710 nucleotides. RefSeq lists its product as uncharacterized. Gene Ontology annotation, biological process: non-motile cilium assembly; cytoplasmic microtubule organization. The record is from RefSeq and is a predicted model, not a curated record. NCBI's taxonomy places the organism in Eukaryota, Metazoa, Arthropoda, Insecta, Hymenoptera, Vespidae. Gene Ontology annotation, cellular component: centriolar satellite.
AUGAUAUUUCCCAACGAAUUGAACACAUACCUGCGCGAUCGUAUUCGAGAUUUGACUGCGGAGAAUGGUUGUUUACGUCGUACGUUAGAAGAGACCGAAGAAAAGCUACGAAUAACUGAGAAAAAUAUUAUUAAAUCGCAAUUGCCUAAAAUAAAUUUGGAUAAAUCUAACGAAAUGGCAAUAGCAACAACAACAACUAUCAAUAUAACAGAAUUGAGCAAGAAAUGUAAAGAACAGUCUGCCGAAAUCGAGAUACUCAAAACUAAGUGUAAACAUUUGGAAGAUAAUUUAGCAAGCAAAAUUGUCGAAUUGAAUAAUUUAAAACAUGAGAUAACAAAUCUUACGAACAAAUCUACGGAAUCUGAUAACAGUACCGGAGAUGUUCGAUCUUUAUCUAAGGAUAACGAGGAUAAGAUGAAAAUAUUAACGGAUAAGUUGCAACAAGUGAAAACAAAGCUGUACGAGUCUAAAAACGCUUACACGAGUCUCAAACAAGAAUUUAACAAAGCUCAAAAGUUAUUGUCCAGCGAAGUUGGUGAUAACGUAACGGUAACUGGAUUAUCAUCCCAAUUGGGUGGUUGGCGUGGAAGAGCUGAACAAAUUCGAAUACUUCAACAAAAGAUUGUUGAAUUGCAAACUAAGUUAUCGGAAUAUGAUGGAAAUUUGAAAGGAUCCUUUGUAUCCUUGGAACGUAAGAAUCUUGCAAAUCUUCGGAACGCUGAGAAAGAAAGGCGACAACAAAUCGAAAAUUCAGCAAAAGAACUCAGGCAAGCGGAAGUUUCAUUGGAAACAUAUAAAAGAAAGCUCGAAGCUUCCAAAGCUAGAAUUAAAGUACUCGAAAAUGAAUUGAACGUGUCCAAAGCAAACGUAACACUGUUGAACGAAAAAAGAACUCACGACGAUCAUUUGAUUGAAACCCUUAAUAAUCGAUUGAAAUCCGUUGAAAAUAAAUAUCAAGAACGUGAAAUAGAUAUUAAAAAUAAAGAAGACAAAAUUGAACGUGAAUGUAUUAACGUUAAAAAUGAUUUACAAGCUGCACAAAUACAAAUCGAUCGUUUGACGAGAAAACUCGACGAACGUGAAAUUGAAAUAGACAAAUUAAGAAAUGGUCUGAUAAUACCGGAAGAUCAAAAAUCACAACGAGUUAUUACACAUACGGAAGAUCGAAAUGUUAUUAACAAUUAUCGUACGAGUUCUACGAAUAUGAUUACAAAUUUAAACGAACCUAACGAAUAUGUUACAAUAGCUAUUGCUGCAGAAGCUGAACGAGAAAGAUUAUUGGAAUUGGUGAUCGUGUUGAACAGACGAUUGGACAAGGAACGAAAUGAUGCUAAUAGUUUAGCUGAAUCAUUGAGAAAUGAACGAUACAAAUUGGCUAAAUUAGAAUUGAAACUUCGAAAAUUGGAAAAUGAAAGAACAGGAAUGUCAAAAGUGGACAGUGGUUGUUACAGAAUGAAAAAUUGCAAAUCUACGUCAGGAUUGAAAACAAACGAUGAAUUUGCAAAUGCUGAACAAAUUCGUUUCAAGCUCGAAUUACUCGAAGAGGAAUGUCUCGCUUUAAAAGCAAGAUUAAAUACCGUACAACAGGACAAAGCUUCCGAUUUAGAAACAUACAAACGAAUGUUAGAUCAAGCUAGAAAAACUUUUCAAGAAGCAUGCAAAAAUAAACCAGUGACCACACCUGCUACUCGUUCGACAAUUACCGUCUAA